Molecule: messenger RNA, 4513 nt
Organism: Cynoglossus semilaevis (tongue sole)
Lineage: Eukaryota; Metazoa; Chordata; Actinopteri; Pleuronectiformes; Cynoglossidae
Gene: ptchd1
Product: patched domain containing 1
Exons: 5
Coding region: 547-3396 (949 amino acids)
Biological process (GO): chemical synaptic transmission; cognition
Cellular component (GO): synapse; plasma membrane
Source: RefSeq, a predicted model, not a curated record
GAGAGAGGGAGAGGGGGAAAGGGAGAGGUGGCGGAUCAGCAUCAUCUGCUGCUUCAGUACCGGUGAUGACUCGGUGAUAACCCGGUGAUAACCCGGUGCUCCUCCACCUCACCCUGGAACCAUGACAGCAGAGACGUAGCGGCAGGAAAAUCCUGCGGUGCACAGGAAGUCAAUCGGACCAAACUGAGUGACUGACUCGCCGGUACCUCCCGGCGCGUCUUUUUGUCACUGGACCUCCUCUCCUCUCCCCCCUGCGCCUCCCCUUCCAUUUCACCCCGCAGAGCAGACUGUGGUGACGAAGGCUGGAGGAGAGCAGAGCAUAAUCUGGAAUCAUCUUCAGCAGAUGGCCAGAGCUCUGGAGAAGGAGCGGAGUUAGGGGGGAGAGGGGGGUUGGAUUUUCCCUGCCCAGGUUCUCUUCUCACCCAGACCGACGCAGAAGCUCAUCACUGAUGCCUCCUGCAGUCCCUGAUGCUCGGCUCCGGGUCCGCUCCGGCUCCGGGUCUUUCGGCUCGGUAGGAGCGGCUGGAGCCGCGGCCGCGCCCUAGGAUGCUGCGGCAGGUGUUGCACUCCGGCCUGCGGAGCUGCUUUUGCGCCGUCGGGCGUUUCGUAGCCACUUACCCGGUUUUCUUCGCCUCUGCGCCGGUUCUUCUCUCCAUCUUGCUGGGCUCGAGCUUCAGCCGUUACCGCGUGGAAGAGGACGUGGAGAGCCUGCUGGUCCCGAAACACAGUCUGGCUAAGAUCGAGGGGAACCUGGUGGAGAGCCUCUUUCCGGCGACCCGCUCUAAAUACACUCUCUACUCUGACCUGCAGACCAGCGGCAGAUACGGACGGGUCAUCAUCACCAGCCGGAAAGGCAGCGUGCUGGACCCGGUCAACAUGGACACCAUACUGCAGCUCCACAGACAACUCUACCAAAUGCAGGUGACCAUUCCGUCGUCGACCUUUAACUACUCCUUCUCUUACCUGUGUCUACCCGACGACACGAAUGCCUGCAUCAUCGACGACGUCCUCAGGGCGAUGGAGGAAAUCCAGUUGGCUCGCACCGCUAACCGCUCGGUGCCGGUGUUGCGGUAUCCCAUCACUCAGCUGGAAGACGGUCGGCAGGCCUACAUUGGCCACCAGCUGGGGGGGGUUCAGAGCUGGGGCCCAGGUGGAGCGGUGCGAGGUCCAGACACCACGGCCCGCAGCGAAAGCGUACGAUCAGCACGGGCGCUGCAGUUGUCCUAUUAUCUCCAAACCCGUGGGGACCUGAUGGAGCGGGCGGCCAGCCAAUGGGAGACGGCCUUCUGCUCGGUGCUACAGGACUUUGCAGAGCUGUACCCUAAGCUGGGAUUCUACCCCACCACCUCGUCCUCGCUCAGGACAGACUUCCAGUUCUCUUCAGUGUUGUCACGGUUCCCUCUGCUGGCCAGUUUGGUGGUAUGCGGCGUGUUGGCCACGCUCUGCUGCUCCAUGAGGGACUGUGUCCGGUCCAAACCCUGGUCAGGACUCCUGGCCCUCCUGUCCAUCACGUUGUCUGGACUCACCGCUGCCGGGAUCCUGAACCUGAGUGGAGCCACGUACAAUUCCACCUACCUUGGAAUUCCCUUCGUGAUGUUAGGUCACGGACUCUUCGGCUCCUUUGAGAUGUUAUCCUCCUGGAGAAGAACCAGUGAGGACCAGCAUGUGAAGGAGCGAGUCGCCAGCGUCUUUGAGGACGUAAUGCUGCGUUUCUCUGGCUCCACCCUGCUCCACCUCAUGACCCUGGGUCUGGCGGCUUCACCGCUCACCAACAUGGAGGCCGUCAGGCUCUUCUGCGGCACCGCUGCCUUAUCCGUCACCGUCAGCUACGUAUACACCUUAUUUUUCUACACCUCGUGUCUGGUCUUCACCGGCUUCCUGGAGACCGAGUACAGACACGGCUGCUUCUGCAAGAGGGUUCCUAAACCGGAGGGACUGGACUCCAAACCCUCGUGGUACCGAUGUUUGAUGUACACCAGAUACCAGGAGGAGACUCAAACCGCCAACCCCGUACAGAGGGUCAGACAAACUCAGGCGCAGAACUGUAACCUGACUCGCACACAUACCCACACGUGCACAAAUCUACAGGGUCAUGGUCAUGUGACUGGCUCCACGCAGCACCUCCCCCAUUCACGGGCUCUGUCCUCCACAAACCUUCACCCUCUGGACUCCCACCUCCUGCUGGGAUGUGUGAGGAGCUGCUACGGAGACUGGAUCACCAACACCUACGUCAAACCCUUUGUGGUUCUGCUCUACCUGGUUUAUAUCUCCUUCGGACUCAUGGGGUUUUUACAGGUGUCGCAGGGCUCUGACCUCAGCGCUCUGGUCGCAACGGAGACAAAAACAGUUCUGUACACUCGUGCACAGCAGCGUUUCUUUAGCUCCUACUCACCUGUCAUUGGGUUUUAUAUCUAUGAAAGCGCCCCCUACUGGAAUGUCUCAGUGCAGCGGGACCUGCUGGAAUACACCAAAGGCUUCCAGAGAAUCAGCUGGCUGGAGGCGUACCUGACCUUCCUGUCGGGCAGAAACCAGUCCACCAGCCAGCCGCGGGAGAACUUCACACGCACGCUCCGACAGUCUUUUCUCCGCGAGCCACCGUUCGCUCACUUUGCCGAUGACAUCAUCUUCACCGAACAUGGGCAAGGCGAGGAGCCGGACGUGGCCGCGUCACGGAUCUUCCUGGUGGCCAAGACGACGGAGAACAAACGUGAGGAGAUGUCUGUGCUGCUGGACACGCUGCGUCGGCUGUCGCUGACGUCACGCGUUCGAUUCCUCAUCUUUAACCCUUCGUUUGUCUACCUGGAUCAUUACGCCACGGCGGUCAGCUCACCGCUUAGACACUCUCUGCUGGCGGUUCUCUUCCUGCUGGGUCUGUCGUCACUGGCUGUGGUCAAACCUCUGGUCUCAGUGUGGCUGGGCCUGACCAUGCUGUCUGUGCAGUUUGGCGUUUUGGGCUUCAUGACGUUGUGGGGUGUAGAACUGGACUGCAUGUCUGUGUUGUGCCUGAUCUCAGCUCUGGGAUACUCGGCGGACUGCAGCGGCCCACUCCUCUGCGGUUUCGCCUCCGGUCGGGGUGACAGUAGGACUCGCUGCGUCAGAGCGGCGCUGGAGAGACACGGGGUUCCCUGUUUACAGACGCUGAUCUGCUACAGCACCGCCCUGCUGCCUUUGGGUGUGGUACAGUCUAACCUGACCCACACACUGUUCCGCUGCCUGAUCCUCACUGCUGGCUGCUCCGCGCUCCAUACUCUGGCCUUCCUGCCCACCCUCCUCACCUUCCUGCCCCCCUCAAAGAGCAAAGACCCGCUCAGUGUUGGCGAUGCCCAGAGGAUGGAGGUGGAGUGUGAUGAGAUGAGCGACAGCACCCGGGUGGUGGACCAGAUCACCACUCUCUGAACUCCAACACAUGACUGCACGCUGGUACGGAGGAGCUGAAGAAAAGGGAAGGAGACAAGGGAACUAGUGAAGGACAGUAGGGGGCUCUCCGGUGUGCUGCGUCUACGCCUGCUUGUUUAUGCUACAGUUUGAGCUUAGUUUCAGUUGAUGAGCAUCAGCUGCUUUACCUCGGCCUUAUUAUGGUCUGCGUUCGAGAAAAUAAUCCAUGGAAACGGUCAGUAUUAAAAUUUCAUUUCUUCUCACUGGGUUAAAAACACCAGCGUCGUCGUCAUGGACCGUCGCUAGCUUCAGGUCAGUACUGUAUGUAAACAAAGAUCACAGACGGUGAACAAAACAACACACAAAGCUGGGCUAUCUGGUACUGCCCCACUUUAGUCAACUGAGGCUGAGCUUCAACAGUGUUUGAUACCCUCACUGCUGCAGGGAGGUGUGAGAAGAUUCUUUGAGUUGUAUUUUGGUUCAUGUUGUGCACAUGUUUUUUUUCCUCAGGUUUUUUUUUUUCAGUAAAACACUUUGUGGGUUUUGCUCUAGACUUUAGACUUUGAACUUUACAGGAACCUCAGCUUCUCAGACCAGACUCCAGCUGUCAGUCAGAAACCUCAUUUGUCACCGUUUAUGUCACUACUUGUCUGUUUACGGGUUGUAAUCGUCGUUACAGACCUUUCAACACUGUGUUCUACCGAAGAGGAACUGAAGCUGAGACGUGAAGACGUUACUGAUUUGGGAAAAUCAAACGAGAAGAAACAAAAAGUCGACAAAAAUCCACAUCUGGUCCUUUUUUCCUGUAAGACUUUAUUAUUUAAUGUUUAUUCAACUUUUCCUAAACUUUUCCUUUUUUAAUUUUUACCUGACCUUUCACGGCUGUUCACAGAGAGUUCCUUAACAGAGCUACAGCGCCACCACUCUGUCAGCUCCUGCAUUUCUACCUUAUUUCUGCACAAAUAAACAUGAAGCACUGCUUUAAAACUUCUUGACCUUCAUCUGCGUUAUUCACAGCUACAUUCAAAUUCAUCUUCACUCCCCCCUGUCAGUCGGUGCGGCCACUUCAGUCAAGACUUCAGUCCAGUUGUUGUUCUCGUUGAUCUCCUCUGACUCAAGUAGGGCCGCUGACCCCAGG